UCGGGUGCGCGGGAGGCUAUGGCGUCCUCCUCCGUCCCGCCGGCCGCCGCACCCGCGGCCGCCGGGGGCCCCGGGCCGGCAUUCGGCUUCGCCUCCAAAACCAAGAAGAAACAUUUCGUGCAGCAGAAGGUGAAGGUGUUCCGGGCUGCCGACCCGCUGGUGGGCGUGUUCCUGUGGGGCGUCGCCCACUCGAUCAAUGAGCUCAGCCAGGUGCCUCCCCCAGUGAUGCUGCUGCCAGAUGAUUUUAAAGCUAGUUCCAAGAUCAAGGUCAACAAUCACCUUUUCCAUAGAGAAAAUCUACCUAGUCAUUUCAAGUUCAAGGAAUACUGCCCCCAAGUCUUCAGGAAUCUCCGUGAUCGAUUUGGCAUUGAUGAUCAGGAUUACUUGGUGUCCCUUACCCGGAGCCCCCCAAGUGAAAGUGAAGGCAGUGAUGGUCGCUUCCUUAUCUCCUAUGAUCGGACUCUGGUCAUCAAAGAAGUAUCCAGUGAGGACAUUGCUGACAUGCAUAGCAACCUCUCCAACUACCACCAGUACAUUGUGAAGUGCCAUGGCAACACGCUGCUGCCCCAGUUCCUGGGCAUGUACCGAGUCAGUGUGGAAAACGAAGACAGCUACAUGCUUGUGAUGCGCAAUAUGUUUAGCCACCGUCUUCCUGUCCACAGGAAGUAUGACCUCAAGGGUUCCCUAGUGUCCCGGGAAGCCAGCGAUAAGGAAAAGGUUAAGGAAUUGCCCACCCUUAAAGAUAUGGACUUCCUCAACAAGAACCAAAAAGUGUAUAUUGGUGAAGAAGAGAAGAAAGUAUUUCUAGAGAAGCUGAAGCGAGAUGUAGAGUUUCUAGUGCGGCUGAAGAUAAUGGACUACAGCCUUCUGCUGGGCAUCCACGACAUCAUCCGGGGCUCUGAACCAGAGGACGAGGGGUCCGUGCGGGAGGACGAGUCAGAGUGGGAUGGGGACUGUAACCUGACUGGACCUCCUGCUCUGGUGGGCUCCUAUGGCACCUCCCCUGAGGGUAUUGGAGGCUACAUCCAUUCCCACCGGCCCCUGGGCCCUGGAGAGUUUGAGUCCUUCAUCGAUGUCUAUGCCAUCCGGAGUGCUGAGGGGGCCCCCCAAAAGGAGGUGUAUUUCAUGGGCCUCAUUGACAUCUUGACACAGUAUGAUGCUAAGAAGAAAGCAGCUCAUGCAGCCAAAACUGUCAAGCAUGGGGCAGGGGCAGAGAUCUCUACUGUCCAUCCCGAGCAGUAUGCUAAGCGAUUCCUGGAUUUUAUUACCAACAUCUUUGCCUAGAGCCUGCCUGACUCCGUGGUGAUUGCUGCUUUAUGUUCAAGGUGGUAGGGUUCUGAGAGGCUUAUGGGGAACUGGAUAUUUGGCCACUUUUCUUCCACCUCUGCCUAAUUUAGGCUGUAGAUUCCUCCAUCCAAAUAACUUCAUCUUGAUGGAUAGGCUUUUCCUGGCCCCCAGAAAUAUACUGUCUUUUCUCCUCUU
Molecule: messenger RNA, 1482 nt
Organism: Jaculus jaculus (lesser Egyptian jerboa)
Lineage: Eukaryota; Metazoa; Chordata; Mammalia; Rodentia; Dipodidae
Product: phosphatidylinositol 5-phosphate 4-kinase type-2 gamma
Exons: 10
Coding region: 19-1284 (421 amino acids)
Biological process (GO): phosphatidylinositol metabolic process
Molecular function (GO): phosphatidylinositol kinase activity
Source: RefSeq, a predicted model, not a curated record